Ostertagia ostertagi is the source of this 618-nucleotide messenger RNA. The record is from the annotation of a GenBank genome assembly. NCBI's taxonomy places the organism in Eukaryota, Metazoa, Nematoda, Chromadorea, Rhabditida, Trichostrongylidae.
AUGGAAAAGUUGGUGGAGCGGGUUCAUUGUGGCGCCGCAUUUGGUUUCGAGGAUAGCUCACUGCGAAGACUUCACGGCAAUUACGUGACCCGUUCUCGAGGACAUUGCGAUGGGAAGAAGUGCUUUGGAUCGUUAUCAGGUGACAAGAGAGCGGGUUUGGAUCAAGCGUACCACGACGACUCUCUCUUGCACGUCUGUGCUCCUGAUGAGAAGACUCGCUACCAGUCUUCAGCGUUUUUGAAUUUUGAUCCGUCAAACGAAAGAACAACCACAAUACCAAAAGACCGACCAGUUCACAUUUUUACGGAAGGAAUAUAUGACUUGUUCCACUACGGUCACGUCCGACAACUAAAGCAGGUGAAAGAAGCGUUUCCUGAUGUCAUAGUUACUGCUGGAGUAUGCAGCAAUGAAUUGGUAUGUAAGUACAAGGGUGGCCCCUUGGUGAUGACAUUCGAGGAACGCUUCACUUCUGUGGCAGAAUGUAAAUAUGUGGAUAGACUUAAUUAUUUUCAUGCCGAUCUGAUUGCCCAUGAUGGCGCUCCUUAUGCGGGAAUAGAUGGCGAAGACUGCUUCAAACCAUUCAAAGAGCUCGACCGCUUUCUCCCUACUCAGCGGUAA